AUCGGCCGGGGCGUGACGAGCUGCUGUCGCACGCCAGCAUCCAUGUUGCUGAUUUAGUUGCAUACUUCUUAACGGGUGACGUCGAUUGUCGCUCCCGAGCAGUGGCGCGUCGGUGGGCCGGGUUUAUCACGCCAGCAGCGGGCCGUAGUUGAUGCAAAAAGUGGCAGCUGCCUCGCGUGCCGCCACUCGCCCCGCCCUAGUAGAGAGCACAGCGAUCUUGUCGCCACGAUUAUCGCCGAGCGCUGUGCGAUAGAGAGCACAGCGAGCGACGCCGCGUCAGGGCAGGCGAUCCCCGGACGACAGGCGCGAGUGGAGGAGGGCGACAGCAGCAAGGGAGCGACGAGGCCAUCUGUGCGAGGGAGAAGGAUUGCCGGCCCGCCUUCGUCCUCCCACCAGAGUGAGCGGCAGGGCGGCAUGGACACAGGCGCAGGCGGCACCAUCAGCGGGCCCCUCGCCGCCUCGGGCGGCCCUGACGCCAGCAGCACGUACGGCGGGCUGGACCCCUCGGACGUGGAGCUGUCCCCAGCAGUCACCACCGUCGCCUUCUCGCCCGCACCGCUGCCACCGCUGCGACUGCCCGUGAAGGCAGGCCCGGGGGACAGCCCCGAGCGGGGCAAGUGGGUGCUGGCGUUCCAAGACGAGGCCAGCUGGCGGGGCGCAUGGGGGGCGUGCGAGCGGAAGAUUGGCGAGCAGUGCGAGGUGGGGGCGCGCAUGGGGUGCUCGGUGCGCGCCACCACGCGGUGCCAGGAGGCGCUGCCGUGGGGGCUGAGGGGGGCGGGCGGGGGAUUCCUGGGGGUGAUGGAGCUGCUGGGCGUGGGGGGCGGGGGGGGGAGGGGCGGGGAGGAGGAGGAGAAGGAGAGGGAGGCGUGCGAGGAGCGCGAGAUGAUGGCGUGCCUGGCGACAGCACAGGACGCCUGCAGGGAGCACGCGCAGCAGCAGUGCGCCACUGCCUUCUCCCAGGCGCUCAUUGCGCGCUCCCUCACCUCCAUUCCGCUGCCCCUCCUCGACCGCCGUGCCCAGCGGGCUCUCCUGCGUGCCGCACUGCACCGCCGCCAGACUGCCGCUGCGGCGGAGGGCUCGGGACGAGGGGGCAGCAGAGGGGGAGGGCCAGGCGGGGGAGGCGGAGCAGCGGGCGCAGGGGGUGCGGAUGUGGAGAGGAGCCCGGGGGCAAAGCUGGCUCAGCAGGCAGCGGCGGCGGGGCUGGUGGCAGGGGGCAGAGGGGGUGGGGGGUUGGGGGGGCGGUGGGGGGGAGGAAGAGGGGGAGGGGCAGUCGAACGUGGUGAGCGCGAGGGGGCUGCCUCGGGAGGGCGGGGCGGCAGGCGUGGCGUGGAGAAGUGGGUUGUCGUAUCUGGAGACCCCGAGAGCGGGCAAGGAGGAGGGGGAGGGGAUGGGAGAGCGGUUAGGGAGAAGGAUGGUGAGAGUGGUGGUGGCAGGGGCAGCAGUGCCAGGCACACAGCAGCUGGUGGCGCUGAGUCUGGCAGCUGCAGUGGGGACACGUGGGACCCUAAACCCUGGACUGCUCAGGGGCAAGCACUGCCUGCAGUGGGAAGCAGGGAAGUGAGCGGCAUGCUGCGUGCCUUGCAACACGCGGCAGACGCUCUCAAGAGCAAAGUUACGCAAGGUGCAGGCACGGACAUCUCAAGGCGGUGAGCUGGCCGUAUGAUACGAGAGGAGAGGACAAUUCUGUAGUUUUUGAAGGGGUAGUUACAUUUGACCCAUCAGUUUGUUGAAAUGGAAGAAUGUGUUAACGUAGAAACGAAUGAUUACUAGAGGUGGAAACCUAGAACAAAUACUAGUUGGUUGU
Messenger RNA from Closterium sp. NIES-67, 1804 nucleotides. The record is from the annotation of a GenBank genome assembly. NCBI's taxonomy places the organism in Eukaryota, Viridiplantae, Streptophyta, Zygnematophyceae, Desmidiales, Closteriaceae.